UAGCUUUCUACCUACUUUCUCGAUCCGGCCGAAACCCCAAAGCCCACCGCCACCCUGUCCCCGUCCGUCGCCGGCGAGCGCCACCUGUCUACCACCAUGCCAACCACGGCCGUCGCACGAUCCUUCUUCUCAUCGGCAGCACCGCCUUCUCUCCUCCACGCUGGAUCGCGGGCCACGGUCGCCUCCUUCCCGCUUGGAUCUCCUCCUGCCGUCGCGCUCUCCCUCUCGGUCUCCGCCUCCGCCCCCACCUCGCCGUGGGCGCCGGCGGCCAACCCCAAGUACCACAACGCGAAGGUGGACGCGGGGGACGAGGACGUGGACGGGGGCGAUCUGCUGCGGCAGUUCACGCGGGAGGUGGGGCGAGCCGGCGUCAUGCACGAGGUCAGGCGGCGGCGGCGGCACGAGAACGCGCGGGACAAGCGCAAGCGAAAGUCCCGCGACGCCGCAUGGAGGUUCAGCCGCAGGCGUUUCAAGGGUCCAUAUCCAUUUGACGAUGAACAGGGGUCGAAGGAGCGAACCACCGACGAUGAUGGGCGUGACAACUGGGAGCUUCCUGGAGGAGAGUUUCCUUCUUUCAGAUGAACCAAGAAGCUACAUUUACUGAUGGUUUGUCAGACAAAGAAUUCCGACCAUGCAACUUCAGUUAUAUUUCUGUAGUUGGAGGAGGAACUUAACUUAUUUUGUGGGGAUCCCUAAUUCAUUUAGGAGGAGGUAGGACUUGGCUAGGUAGGGUGAAUUUCAUGCAUCUUUGGGAUUGAAAGUCCUGCUAUGGAUGUUAUGUACCUAGUAUAUCUCAAAGCACUGUGUGAGUGUGUGUAAUUCUGGUAGAAUCGCCAGUUUGCUGCAAUGGCUCAACGCCAUGUGUUCUUCUAUUGGAAUAGAAUUGAUGGUUUGCUGUUGCAAA
This is a messenger RNA of Aegilops tauschii subsp. strangulata, 904 nucleotides long. RefSeq lists its product as uncharacterized. Gene Ontology annotation, cellular component: ribosome. The record is from RefSeq and is a predicted model, not a curated record. Lineage: Eukaryota; Viridiplantae; Streptophyta; Magnoliopsida; Poales; Poaceae. Gene Ontology annotation, molecular function: structural constituent of ribosome. Gene Ontology annotation, biological process: translation.